AUGGCACAGUUGAUAACUGUGCGACUGAACAAGUCGGACCAGCAGCCGCUGGGCUUCCGGCUGCAGGGCGGAAAGGACUUUGGUACACCACUCGUUGUACAAAAGGUCAACGGCGGUAGUGCAGCAGAGCGCGCGGGCUUGCAGGCGGGAGACGCGCUCAUUCGCGUGAACAGCACCGACGUAUACACACUGAGGCAUCAGGAAGCGCAGGACACAAUUCGCGCCGCCGGACCAGCUCUCGAACUUACUGUGCAACGUGGCGGUGGUACUUGGAGGCCAUCUGUCACACCCACCGGCAGCCUGCCGCGCCCGGGCUCCCGGCCGCUCGGCUCUAACCCAUUGCCGGUAACUAAUACGUCGCUCAAGGCGACACCUCAACCCGCACGCGCUUUCGGCUCUGGACACAACAGUGUUGCGAAACCAUUUGGUUAUAUGAAUGGCAACGACUCCGUAAAGAGUAUUGUAAAUAAACAAUAUAACACACCAGUUAAUAUGUACAGUGACAAGAACAUCGCGGAGACACUCUCGGCACAAACUGAGGUUCUUGCUGGAGGUGUGCUUGGAGUAAAUUUCAAGAAAAACGAAAAAACCUACGACGCAGAAAAGAGUGCCGUAUUCAAAGUUCUUCAGGAGGAACAAAACGAUCCAGAACCAGUAUCGGAAGUAUCGACGGGUGCGACGACGCCGGUGAGCGGGCUGCGCCACGUGGCGGCGCCCGUGACGCGCCCCGACGCGCCCAUCAACAACACGGGAGGCCUCCCGCCCGGGCAGAACAUUUGCGAGGAGUGCGAACGACUCAUUACCGGCGUGUUCGUGCGCAUCAAGGACAAAAACCUGCACGUGGAGUGCUUCAAGUGCGCGACCUGCGGCUCGGCGCUGAAGAACCAGGGCUACUACAACCUAAACGGCAAGCUGUACUGCGACAUCCACGCCAAGCUCGUGGCGCGCCAGAACCCGCCCGCUGCCAAUCUUGAACCCGUUACCGUCCCACCCGGUGGCAGAAUUCCUACAAACGCUUACUCGACACCUUUGCCACCUCUUUCAACAAACAACUACACAAACGGGUCUUCAUCCAUGUUCAGCCCAUCUAGCAACUUGUCUGGCCCGAAGCCGUUCGGCUCGUCUAUCGGCUCGGCGUAUUCCCCUGCGUCACUGUCGCCGCGCUCGGCACCUCUGUCGCCCGCGCGCCCACUCGCCGCGCCCGCGCCCGCCCCCGCCCCCGCGCAACACUUCGCACCCAAACCGUGUCCGAAGUUAAAGUUUGCUCAAAACGUUAAAAGCAUUGUGUGGCCCCCUCCAAAUCCCCCAGAAGAUGAAUCUCAAACAGAACUAAACCCAAAUACUUUCCAAAAUAUACAUUACAGCAAUUCAGCUCCCGUGGCUCACGAACCAAUAAUGAUAUCAACAACGACCGAUCUUAAUCCCACAAACAUGAUGAAAUCUACUACUGGAAACCUACUGUCAUCUCAAUCAACAGGAUUUUCUUCUAAUAUUGCAAUAACUACAUCUCAGGCAACAUCGAUAACAGAAUCUUUAGUACAAAGUCAAAAAUCUCAGACGGUACAGGAGAUGUCCAGUUGCUCCGUUCAGUCAUUUUCUCAGCAAGCGUCUUCUGAAAGUCAAAGUUUCACAAUGUUUCAAACUCACAAAGCCUCUGACCAAAUGGAUUCACAGAUGAAUAAAAAAGUUUCAGAAAAAAUGUUUAAUGCGCAUGAUAAGCAAUCAUUUUGUGCGCAAAGUGAGUAUGGCAAAGAAAUGAAAGAGAUAAAUGUGAAAAUGCAGGAAACGCAAUUAACGAAUCCUGCCGUAAAACCGUACAACAAUCCACAAAACCAAGCCAUAUCAUUCUCUAAUAAAACAGAAAAUAUGGUGAAAGAUACAUCUUUAAAAACAUCUGCUUUUAAGCAAAAAUCUAAUCCUGCAAUGAAACCAUAUGUACCCCAAAGCAAAUUUGAGAGCGUGUCACCUGCACCUGUUCCUUCUAAAAUGGCUUCUGAAACUAAACUAUCUUCUGAUAAAAAACCUAAGAAGACGUCCAAUCUACCAGUUAGUUCCUCAAAAACUCCGCAAGCCUCGAACAGGUUGUCCAUGUUAGAAGCCCUUACGAUAGCUCCAGAUAGACCUUACAGCCCUUUAUCCUUUAACAUACCCAAUCCGCAAUAUUUGUCAUCUGCGGUAAAUCCUACCUACCAAGAAAGCAGUAAUACUUAUGUUCCUCUUGUAACACAAACUGAUAAUGAUCCAAUUACAAAUCAGUCAGAAAAAAGUUAUUUGGAACAAAAUAGUUUAACUUCACAAAAUACUAGUACUUUGCAAACGAGCUCUACUCCAUCUGCAUUUAAGCCGGUUAGAAAACAAGUUUUCCCACCCCCACAACCUCAAGAGUUUUCGGUAGUUAGUGAAAUAUCAACUCAAAAAGAAUCAAAAUUGUCUGAAAAUAUAACAUCAAGCUCACAUUAUAGCUUUUCACCAGUUAAAUCGUUCCAGAAUCCAGAUGCACAAUCAAACAAAGAAUCAUCGUUAAAAACUGAAUUGCAUAGACCAGAAAGUAUUCCACCUUAUCAACAAAAUUUAGAAUAUUUGGAUCUACAGCGAGGUCAAUCGCCCGAAUUGUGUAUUACACAGAAUACACAAACAUCUAAUCUAACACAUAAUCAACACGAAAUAGAGAGAAAAAUAGAAUGUCGUUCAAAUACCCCAAAAGCAAAUCAACAAGGUUAUCAAGGAAUAAGUCCUGGAGAGCAGAUGUCAACCAAAUUAAAAAGCAAAGAUACUCCAGUUUCGUUUCAACCUGUGUUAGAUGAAGGCAUGUCGAGAAAUUCACCUGUUCUUAGCCGCCCUACGACUCCCAGUUUGAUAAAUAAACCCGCACCCAUAAUACCUCGUUACCAAAUGAAUUUAGUUACCGUUGAGCACUCCGCCCCAGAAGGUCGUAUGUAUAAACCACACGGGGCUGAUACUAAUCAAUCGUCAUCACCAAAACCAAGACCUCAUUCGCCAGAACCAGGGCCUCCAUCUAGUAAUUUAAAAGCACAUGCUCCUCGAAUUAAAGAAAAUACAUCAUAUGCGUCUCCCCAAAGUCAGUUUUUAAAAAAGGAACAUGAUUUAGGACAUGCGGGUUUUCAAGGAAGUGACGUUACGAAGUGGCUUCAAGAUCAACCAUCACUUACAAAACAGGAAAUGCAAUCGAAUGUAGAAUAUCAUUCUGAAAGUUACAAUAAAGGUGAUAUGAAAAUUAAAGAAGAUUCUAUGAUAAACCAAAAUUAUGGUCAGAGGCAAAUGGAAUCGCAAAAUAUUGCUGAGCAUGGUAAUACAACUAUUCAAACAACAAGAAAAACAUUUGAAGAGUAUGAAAGGGCACAGUCUGCUAAAGUUGUAGAAAUACAUCAUGGCGGUUUACAAUCUUCUGGUGCAUAUCAGCAACUAAAAUCAAAUGUUCAACAACCUAACAAUAACUUAAAACAGGUUUAUCCUCCCCCCAUUAUGGACACAUCAUCCCAACAGAACUUAUCUAUUAAUACUACUAAUGAGAACUUCGCUACCGCUAGUAAACAAACUGAAAUGUAUCAACCGAUUCCUUUUGUAUCUGGUGCUAACAAAGGUCCAGUGUGUGAUCCUACCCCGUCGACAGGUUCUGGUGUAGGAGUUACCGCUCGUGGCAAAGCCUUUGGUGUAUCGUCGGCUCCGAAACGGGGUCGCGGUGUCUUAAACAAAGCUGCUCUCCCCGGGUCUCGAGUACCUCUUUGUGCCUCCUGCAAUGGCAACAUUAGUCAUGAUGGGUUUGCUUAUUUUUGUUGUUUUGUUUUUCUAACAGCUAAUGAAUCAACACAAUCCGUAAGCAGUCAACACAAGACAGAUUUCAAGAGCCCUGCGGAAGAGCGACUUAUAAGAAAAAUGGCAAAAAUGGCACUUAACGGUUAUGAAAUAGGAAUUCAAAGAAAAAUAAAACCAGCAGAUCAUAUCCAAUCUAUGGCUGAUAAAAUUCAGGACACUGUUGUAACCAAACAUCCUCUUAAUACUGACAAUAUACCCUCUGGUGAAAAUAGUCGUGAAAAUACUUUAAAGCGACCUGUCAAUAAAAAUUUUGAUAGAGCAUUAAAAUCUUUAGAAAACAAUAUUCCGAGUUCACCUAGUGCAAACAUUUUUACUGCGAAUGUUUCUCUAAAUUCAAAUAGCCCACAUACACCCGUACCUCCACCUCUUCCUACUACUCCAGUGCCCACAUUUCAAGCUCACAGUACUCCAAUAACAAACAUAUUAAAUAAUAUUGCCACCAAAAAUCUAGAUUUUAUUCCAAAAAGCACCAACUAUAACAGCAACGAUAUUCAGUUAUCAAACAAUGAAAAAACACAUAACGGAGGAUAUACAAGUUGUGAUGAAUCUUAUACUGAUAAAUCAGAACACAAUAAUUAUACUAACAGUUUAAGAAAAAAGACAGGUUACCAAGAUGAGAUAAAAUCUGAAGUUACUAAUUAUUCUAACACAUUGAGUAAGAGAAGACUUUUUGAAAGAUCUGAUGCACUAAAUGAAUCAGCUAAUUCCGAAAACAAUUGUAAAUUUUCGGAUAAAAUUAACAACAGUGUCCUUGGCAAAGACUAUGCAAACAAAAAUAAAGAAUUUGAUAGUACAGACGUUGCUGAAAAUUACAAAAAUAUAAAGCCUCAUCAAGACGAAAUCGUGAAAAAACUAUCAAAUAACUUACACGACAAUACUUUGUAUACUUACAAGGCUGCGAAAACAAACGGCGAUAGUAACAUCGGCAACAAAGAAAAGAGCGAGAAUUUAAUAGAGCAAUCCAACGAAACUCACAAAUUAAUACAAGAUGAAGAUAAAGAAAGUUCAGAAGUCGUAGUAAGACGAAGAGAAAAGAAAAAUAUUCGAAAUGAUGACGGCAGAAGAGACUCACACAUUAUAGCCCGUCCUUUAAGUACGAUGACUUCUGUCGAUGUCUCCGAAGGACAAUAUCCUAUUUGUCAUAAAUGUGACAAAGCGAUAACCAGGGGUCCAUUCAUCACCGCAUUGGGACGUAUCUGGUGUCCGGAACAUUUCAUCUGCGUUAACGCGACCUGCCGACGUCCAUUGCAAGACAUCGGCUUCGUGGAAGAAAAUGGCCAACUGUACUGCGAAUAUUGUUUCGAACAAUACAUCGCCCCCGCUUGCGACAAGUGCCAUGCUAAGAUUAAAGGAGAUUGCUUAAAUGCUAUUGGCAAACAUUUCCACCCAGAAUGCUUCAGUUGUGUAUAUUGCGGAAAACUGUUCGGAAACAACCCGUUCUUCUUAGAAGAUGGACUGCCGUACUGUGAAGCGGAUUGGAACGAGUUGUUCACAACAAAAUGUUUCGCAUGCGGGUUCCCCGUGGAGGCGGGCGACAGGUGGGUCGAGGCGCUCAACAAUAACUACCACAGUCAGUGCUUCAACUGCACGGUGUGCAAAAAGAAUCUCGAGGGACAGAUCUCUAUCUCUCCGUCCACUUAUCCAAAUAGCACGCCUUCUCCGCAAAGAACCAGAAAGUUAGAAACACCCCUCCACUUCGAUGGAGGACUGUUUUCUGAUAUAAGGAGUACAGAUGGCAAGUUACUCAGUAAAGUAACUGUAGAUCGAGUUCACAGCUCCUCUCGCCACGAUAUCAUCGACUCACCACAUUUAUAUGAAGAUACAGAUCUACACGGCAACAAAGAAUAUGUCGAUGAAAUCGUAAAAACUGAAACUAUAACGAAUGAAGAUGUUAUAAAAGUAAAAUUUACGCCCGUACCUCCCGAGCUGGACUCUGUUUAUUUCUGGAAAUCGACACAACUGUCGAGAAAUUUAAGUCCAUUAAACUACAUUAAAGAUGAUUUUGAAGACUUAUAUAGUUACAAAAUUGUCAAUUCUGUUUGUAAAGAAAAUCUUCUGAAAGUCAUUGAUUUCGAAGAUACAGAUAAAAAAAAUGAAAGUGUGGAUAGACCGGUGACUAGAGGACAUAGUCCUUUGGCGAAUUUAAUAAUACCGGAGCAUUUAACAAAGAUAGACAGUUAUUUACAAGAAAGUUUAAAUGUGUUGCAAUCUGAGAAAGAAUGUAGCGUCGCUGAAGAGAUAUUGAAUAAGUAUGAAGUUGAAAAACCAUGCCAAUUACAGAAUAAUCAAGAGGAAGCUCUUGAUAGUUACCAGAAAAUUGAUAAUAUAGUUCCUAAAAGAGAAACUAUAUCCACUUACAGUGACGGAGAGAAUGCUAAUGUGAAAGAUAAAUUAAACAGUGUCAAAACAAAACAUCCGGGAGUAUUAAAAACCGUAUAUAAUUGGCCAAUGCAUUACCAUGCAGCAAUAAUGUGUUUCUUUUUGAUUGUAUAUAACCUCAUUUAUCAAUAUCUUAAGCAAAAUUAUCAUGGUAAGAAAGAAUCUGUAAAU
This is a messenger RNA of Brenthis ino (lesser marbled fritillary), 6384 nucleotides long. NCBI's taxonomy places the organism in Eukaryota, Metazoa, Arthropoda, Insecta, Lepidoptera, Nymphalidae. The record is from the annotation of a GenBank genome assembly.